Carassius carassius (crucian carp) is the source of this 1103-nucleotide messenger RNA. RefSeq names its product putative claudin-24. Gene Ontology annotation, molecular function: structural molecule activity. Gene Ontology annotation, biological process: bicellular tight junction assembly; cell adhesion. NCBI's taxonomy places the organism in Eukaryota, Metazoa, Chordata, Actinopteri, Cypriniformes, Cyprinidae. The coding region runs from base 1 to 672 and encodes 223 amino acids. Gene Ontology annotation, cellular component: plasma membrane; bicellular tight junction. The record is from RefSeq and is a predicted model, not a curated record. The transcript has a single exon.
AUGGAGCCUGUGUUACAGACUCUGGAGCUGCUGGGUGUGUUUUUCUUGCUGACCGCCUGCUUGUGUUCGCUGGUCACCCUCAUGAUGCCACAAUGGCUCACACUUUCCACCGAGCUCCUGCCCACUGAGAGCUUCCAGCUGGGAUUGUGGGAAACCUGCGUGGUUCAGGAUCUGGGGAUGACCGAGUGCAUGCCAUACAACACUCUUCUAGGUCUCCCACCGGACAUCCGGCUGGCACGAAUCCUGAUGUGCACCACUGUGGCGACGGGUUUGAUCGGCGGGUUAUUCGCCAUCCCAGGCAUCAACCUGGUGAACAGCUGCAGAUGCACGGAGAGCUUCAAAGCCAGAAGGAACUUGAAGAUGCUCGGCGGGAUCUUCUGCAUCGUCGCAGGUGUCCUCGGUCUCGUGCCGGUCUCGUAUGUGGCACAUCUGACGGUUCUCCGGUUCUUCGACCAAAGCGUGCCAAGCGUGGUUCCUCGGUGGGAGUUCGGCGAUGCGCUUUUCCUUGGAUGGACGGCUGGGGUUUUGCAUUUGGUGGCUGGUUUCUUGUUGGUCACUUCUUGUUUGUUUAUGCAAGACGAAACGUGUUCGCUAGACCAAUCCUUAGCACUACAUAGAGCUCAGAUGAUGCAUCCACAACAGUCUCCACACGGGAGAACAGAAUAUGUGUGAGAUUUUUUAAAAAUGCACUUAUCGGUUGCGUUUUGCACUGAAAUUAUCAUAUAUAUUCAAAGAUUGUAAAUAGAAUGCUGCUGUUUUUCGUUGUCGGGAAGAUUAGACUUCAUAUUUUUUUGAUUGCAAAUCAUUUUGUGAAUCACUUUAUAAGCUCAAACCCAAAUCUGCAUGUGAAUGUGAUUCUAAUGAAACCACACAGUUUGGUAAUCGUGGAAAUAAAUGAAGCAAACUUUCAGAGAAAGUGCAACUUAGGUUUUCAUGACAACUUAUGAGAGGCAUUUUAAUGCUAAUUAUCCAAAUGAUAUUGGAAAACUAGAUGCAAGUGUUUUUAUGUUUUAAAGAGAGUGAUUGAAUGACAGGAAGAUGAUAUUGUGUUCUCUGAAAUGUCAAAAUACUAAAAAUGAUGAUCAGUCAAUAAAUCAGCUGAA